Molecule: messenger RNA, 5656 nt
Organism: Ooceraea biroi (clonal raider ant)
Lineage: Eukaryota; Metazoa; Arthropoda; Insecta; Hymenoptera; Formicidae
Product: Ionotropic receptor 85a
Source: RefSeq, a predicted model, not a curated record
UAAAAUCCGGGACACCCUGUAUUUUAUUUCGGCCAACUUAUCUUGAGAUUUUGCAUUUAGAAAAAUUUCUAUAAAAUUGUAAUUUUGUGAGAAGGUUUUCUUUUAUUUAUUUUAAUUGGGCCGACGAUAACUGAAAAAGCUUCCGAACAUUUCGAUAUAAUCGAUACUCUUCAUGAAUAUAAUUUUAGAUGACACAACGUGCGAGGAUUUAAAUUUCGACAAGAAGAGUACAGUGGGCGGCUACACGAUGAGACUAGUGGGUGGUCUAUCUCCAUCAACCCUCACUGUCGAUCAAGGAAAUGGCACGAAAACGUCGUACGGAGGUCUGGAUGGACUUAUCCUGACCACCCUGUUUGACAAAAUGAACGCCACUAUGUCGGCGACAAUGCUCGAGACGAACACCAAAUUCCAUCUGCUGCUCCAAAACGUGUCGGCCAACGAGUACGACAUGCUAAUGAACGCGCAGUACAUCUUCAACAAGCCGAAUUACACGAUGACCUACCCCCACAUAGAGUCCGGAAUAAGCUCGCUUACCAAUAAUCAAUGUUCUUCCAGGCCCAGUGGUUUCGACUCAAACGGUGUGAAAAUCCUAAAGUUCAUGACGCCGCAGUUGAUCCUCGGCAUCUUGGCCGUGUCCGCUAUCACUGUCUUCAUCCUUAGCAAAGUAGCCGAUGAAAGAACGAACUCGGCAUGCCUGGAAGUCCUGCGAAUGGCGACCAACGUGUCCAUCCUACACUUACCGCGCGGCACAUCGCUGAGGAUCUACCUGAUCAUUGUGAUGCUCAUGUUUGUAAUCACCAGUUCGAUCUUCCAAGGCGGCCUGUCGGCCCUGCUGACCUCGUCCACCUCGAGACCGAAUAUCGACGACGCCGAGCAGCUCAAAGAAGCCGGCUAUCCGGUCUACAUGUACUCCGCCUACAUGAACGCAGUCUUCGAUCCCGUUCUGCGAUCGCACGUGAGGAAAACGGAUAAUUGGGACUGCAGCGAGUACGUGAUCAAGUACUCGGACACGGCAUGCGUGGCGGAUCGCAACAGGGUCACAAGAAUCGCCUUCGAGAAAGGCCUGCACGUGGCGAGGCACAGGAUCACGAGCUUGUACAUGGGAUAUGUGGUGCGCCCGAAUUUCCCAUUGGUCAAACGAAUCGGUCAAAGACUGAUGUCGAUCUCCCAGGCCGGACUCGCCAACUACUGGCGGGAGAAAACCGUGGUUGUCUACAAGAACAAAUUGAUAAUAAAGGAGCAGGAGAUGAAGAGGAAACAGUACCGUGCGCUGCACGUGAGCGAUGUAAUGUUCGCCUUUUACAUAUUGUUCGUAGGACUCAGCAUCGCCAUCCUCGUGUUUCUGUCGGAGUUGCUGCCGGUCACACGUUGGGGGAGAUUGCGAAAGAAAAAGCAAGGAUAAGGAAGAAGUUACUGUGUCUUUGAUAAGACUCGUUAGUAAGACAUGAAUAUUAAUCUGUCUAAUAGAAUGCCUUAAGCGUACUAAUCGUUUGAUGUUUCUUUAAAGAAAGACAUUUACAAUUCAGAGAUUAAGUGAAUAUCAUACGUAUUAGUGCAUAGGAUUAGAAUAAAAUGCAUGUGACUCGUGGGAAAGAAUUCCUGGAAUCGGAAAGUUGGAAGUUGUUCUCGUGUCACCUCUUAACAACUCAUGUUCUCCUGUUACAAAAUUAAGUUUUUGGAUCAGAAGUCGAAUCAACGACGGCGAAAAAUUUCGACGAGCAAUUCUGGAAUCAUAAAAAAAAUUCUUGGAAUUUGUUCUCGUGCCACCUCUUACUAACUCAUGUUUUCCUGUUACAAUACUAAUUUUUCGUAGAAGUCGGACCAACAACGGCGCAAGAUUUCGAAAAGCUAUUCUUGGAAAUCGAGGAGUAUCACAUGCAUUUAUGUAUAGGUGUAUCACAUGCACGCAUUUGUGUGGGUGAAACAUUUGUGUAGGGAUAAAACGGGUGUGAUAGUAAAGCAAACUCUUCUUAAUUUGGUCAAUAUUUUAUUUAUUCCUUUCACUUUAGUUUAAACAAUUUGUUCAUUCGGGGAAGUUCCCGUGAAAUGAAUAUGAUAUAUAGUAAAUAUGUUCCUUUUUACAAUUUAUACCAUAUACACAAUAAUGAUAAUAAUAAUUAAUAAGGGGAAGUCUAAACAUAAUAAUAAUAAUAAUAAUAAUAAUCGAAAUAAGUAAUAAUAAUUAGAAUAAUAGUAAUAAUGCAAAUUUAAAAUGCGCAAAACAUAAACAAAAAUUAUAGAAUACACUUUAUAGUGAAACCGUCCCCAUUAAACGACGGCGUUUAUGCUACGCAUUUACAGACUGCUUAUAAUCAACUUUAUAUGUCAUUUCACCAACAUCCUCGUCACUCUUCGCUUUAAUUUAUUACUUUUAGUUAAAGGCUCUCGCUCACCCACUCUCUCAAACCGUUUAAGCUGAGAUUACUAUAAAAUAGGUAAAAAAGCCCUGUUUCACAAAAUAUCUCGCAAAUAUAUAGUUAUAUAUAUGUAUAUGUAUAUAUAUGUAUAUAUUGUCACGGGUCUUUCUCUUCCCACGUUUUAUCUCCCCUGUCGCCGUCGUCUCACACGUGGUUCCGCGUUACAUAUUUCUUUUUCUCUUUUUUUUCUCCAUCUUUUGCUUUUUACUUUUAACAUUUUGCCUUGCGCUCCCGCGCAAAGAGCGUGAGAAAUCAGAAGCUGCACCGAUUCGUCGUCGUGGAGACGCGCGUCUCGCGUCGCGUCGCGGCGGGAAAAAGCAAAGUGCGCGCGAAAAGUGUGUGGUGAAAGACAUGAUCGCGAUAAAAGAUGAGGCCCUCAGCUCACAUUGCGAUCAAGUAAAAACGAACGGGGCGAGAUCUUCUCACGAAGGGAAAGCGAAAAGAGCAGAGAACAACUCGUGUUUGUUUUUUUUUACAAUUUGCACCAAUUUUCCUUCUAUCGUUUUUUUUUUUUUUUUUUUAUUUGGCAACGUGAGUAAUAAAAGUGCGACUAUUAAGGGUCUGCGUUCAUAUCGAUCACUUGAUGUACAAGGUGAGAGGCAUCUGGAACGUCUACAAAGAUACAUUCGCCGAAGGAUAGAGCAUUACAAGUCACUUCGUGUCCGCUAAGUAAAUUUUGUACUUCCUUCUUUCCGCUACGCGUCGGAAAUUUUACCGCGUACCGAGAACGCGACGAAACGCAUGAUCGAUCCGUAAUCAACGAGGAAGUUGUAUUGCUAUAACGGACAAUGCGCACGGCCGAAAGCAUCGAUCGAUCGCGACGUCGUCGUAUCCAGAUCCCAUGCAUACCUGGGAGACGUCCCACCUAUGGUGUUACCAGCUUUUCCCCUCACUCCGUGAGAGAGGAAAAGCUCGUAAGGCCGUAGGCGGGAUACUACGUGUAAUCAUAACUAUUAACAUUGAUCAUGUGAUCCAAGAUUGUGCGUAAGGUCUGAUCACAGUGAAGCCGAUAAAGCUAAAUGUCUAUUGCACUCGAAACGUUUUCAACAUUGCUGACGAAACUGAUGUCGAUACGUUUGCGACGCGAUUGAUGAUCAGUACAGAAUAAACAACGCAUUUCAUGGAAAAAAAAGUCCCUUCGAUAUCGAACUUUUACACAUAUAUCAUGAUCGGAUCUCCGUUCAGGCAGGAACGAAGAUUGUUAAUGAAUAAUUUUACUUUGUCCGAUCGAUCUUUCCACAAAGCGGAAGGAAGCAGAAGAAAAAACCGGUUGGGAUUUGGCUCACGUGAGUGAAUCUUCUCUCCCUUUAUCCAGCCGCUCGAUUCGCUUCGUUCGACAGGAACGAGUUCUCGCUUAAAUAAUAAUUAGAAUACUUCUAACAAUUUAGCCCUUUCGCAUCGGAUUGGGGCGCAAGAAUGGCGGUGGUUCGGCCGAGCACAUUCGUACGUGUGUGCGUGCGCGUACGUGUGUGUGUGUGUAUCUCAUGUGUGUGUUACGUGUGUCAGCCUCCGCGCCAAUAAAUAUAUAAUAAUUAAUUAAUUAACAAAUAAAAUAAAUAGAAAGCGGGUAAUUAUAUCUCGUUAAGCGAUAUAAUUUGGUUCUCUCUCCUUGGUGCGGUUUGUCAUUCAAAUAUCCCCCUCCUCGAUCAAUUCUAUCUGUUCUGCUUCUUCCUCUCUACCUGCCUGUCUGUCCUUCUAUUUUCGCCUCUCUACAUCCCUCUUUUCUUCCCUUCUACUGAACGACUCGUUAAGUAUGUUCAGCGUAGUUAGCUGAUGUGGCGUGUGUCGUGUAUAUGUGGUCGAUAUAUAUAUAUAUAUAUAUAUAUAUAUAUAUAUCUCAGCACGCGCGUGCAUCGCAUGAUCGUAUUGCCAAUAAAAGACGGCCGCCUGUCGCGUUUAAUAUUGCUUGCUCGGCACGACGAGACUCCGCGUCUCACGAGCGGAGGGUAGACCUCUCCGAGCGUUCCAUUCUCGCGAAUGUGCCGCAUAACUGAUCUCCUCGCGUCUCUCAAAAUUGAUCUCUCGAUCGUCUCGAAACCGCGUGACGAAACAUGCGAAGCAUUGGAAGCCUACGGAGCUGCGAAUGAUCUUAUCUCUUUUACAGGGGCGGAGAUCCCUUCUACCCUCGCGGUCGUACACGGAGUCUCGGCCUCGUGAAGGUUCGCCAACGCGGUUCCUCAACGUAAUCCAUCGAAUCGCUCGUGGAUUGUCCGGUGCAACCGGUACAUCUCAGAUGCUUCGCCAAGCAGAGUCACGCCGCCGUUAAACCACCCUGUCCGCUCGCCCGCUCAUCCCUCGCCCGCGAAACCGUCUCGCGCAGCCACCGUGCGGUUCAUCGGUGUCUUCUCGGCCUGUAGCACGUAGCAAGUGCGGGUGGCACGAUCAAACGAUUGGAACGAUCUCCCGUCGAGUAGAGAACGCAUGACGAACUGUUGAACAUCUUCGACGUCUUCGGAAGGCCUUCUUCCGGUUGGCAGGUUGAGUAGAAGAUAGCACUCAUUGUGUCCUCUCAAUUUGCCGGACAUUGUCUCUCUGUCAGAACUGACAUUGCCAAUGAAAAGAAGACGUUUCGAAGAUAUCGAGGACGUUGAAAAGCUUGUGACGGAAGUUACUAAACGGACAUCGCGGUGGCUGCUGGAGACGAUUAUUUUUCUUUUUUUUGGCACAAUCGCUGCAGACAGGGAGAUUUAGCAGUGGCUAAAACACACGUUUGCAUACGAAUUUGGAUAGUAGACAACACGUUCUCUGCAGAAAUGUAAUAAAAUCACCAUGCCGCAUAAUUCCUUUCAGCGUAAUAAUAUCAAUAACGUCUAAUAUAAUCGUGAUUAAAACAUUGCAUUUGCGAAUAUAUUUCGUCUCUUUUAUAUACAUAUGCAAAAAAUGUAUAUUAUGUAUGUAUGUAUAUAUAUAAACAAUAUAUACAUAAAUAUAUUUUACAUGUAUAGAGGGUAAUACGCGUGUGUGAGUGUUCUACAGACUACAAGACUAAAUCAAACGGCGUUAAUCAAACUCUGCCGAGGGCUUGUUUUGCAGACACGAGCGUGAUAUUUGUCGCGCGACCGCGUUUGUCCGAUUGAGACUCAUUCUGGGGGGAGGGGCGGGGGGGGGAUGAAAGUGGGAAUAAUGUACUUUCUUCAAUGUGAAAAAUACGCGUACGCUACCGUCUUCCGUUUAUUUCUCCCACGCAUCACUUCGCCCCGUUUCUGCAUUCUCUCUCAUUCACAUAAAUAUCUCAAAAA